GUCUCUCCUCUCCAAACUACUUAUCCUUAAUUCUUACUGAUUGCUGUCCACUUCGGCUUCUUCCGCUGCUGCUCCGAUCCCUUGCCAUUGCCACCGGUCGCGCAACAGGCUUUCUUUCUGCGGGUGGUUGGUGGUCUCAACGUGCGCCUGCUUCGGUCAUCUUAGGCCGACACAUUCCGGAUUCCCCUGUUUUCGCAUCCCCGUCGUCAGUCUUCUGCGCCGUGGUCUUCGGGCAGCGGAGUAGCCGUCAGCAUGGCAACCCCAGAUGUCGCCCCUCAUUUUGGGGCAGAACUGAAGGAUGCUUUUAAGCCAGUCAACAAUUGGGUUUCCCAUGGCAUCGGGUGGUUGGAUGAAGUACAGCAAUUCUACCGAGAGCGCAGUGUUAUCGAGAAGGAAUAUGCGGCCAAAAUGACGGCGCUGUGCAGAAAGUACAACGACCGCAAGGCGAAGAAGAUUAGCACGUUGAGUGUAGGAGAUACUCCGAGUAUGACCCCGGGCUCGCUCGAAAGCGCCUCGCUCACGACAUGGACGACGCAAUUGACCGCGAUCGAGGCGCACGCCGCCGAACGCGACCAAUUCGGCACGGAUCUGGUGGUACAAAUAGCGGAGCCGCUCAAACAAGCCGCUGCCCAGUAUGAGGAACUCCGGAAGUGCCACGUCGACUUUCAUGCUAAAUUGGAGAAGGAAAGGGACUCUUCUUACAGUGAGCUCAAGAAGGUCAAGGGGAAAUAUGACGGCGCAUGUCAGGAAGUGGAGGCGCGACGGAAGAAAAUGGAGAGUUCAUUUGACCACAGCAAGUCCAAGGCCCAAGCGGCCUAUCAGCAGCAGAUCCUUGAAAUGAACAACGUCAAGAAUACCUACCUCAUCAGCAUCAACGUGACGAACAAGCUCAAGGAGCGCUUUUACCACGAAUACGUUCCCGAGCUACUCGAUGGGCUGCAAGACCUCAACGAAACCCGUGUAGCGAAGCUGAAUUCAAUCUGGGCGCAGGCAGCUCAGUUGGACAAGAAUUACCUGACAAAAAGUAUGGAGCACAUGUCCAAUCUCCUUCACGAGAUCCCCCGCAAUCUCCCUCAUCUCGACUCGCUCAUGUUCUUGCGCCACAACACUACGCCUCUCCAAGAACCCGCUAAUGUAGGCUUCGAGGCCAGCCCCGUCUGGCACGAUGACGAAGCCCUUGUAACCGAUGAGACCGCCAAGGUCUUCCUGCGCAAUCUUCUCAGCAAGAGUAAAACACAGGUGCGCGAUCUGCGAGUGGAGACCGAUCAGAAGCGACGAGAGGUAGAGGCGGCCAAGAAGGUUCGCGAAGCCAUCCAGCAGGGCAGGGACAAACGGAGCGAGGUGGAAGUAGUCCGGUCCAUCUUCUUCCUGCAAGAGACGUUGCAUGAGCUCGACCGCAAACGCCUGACGGCCGAAGUCGAGACGUCAACAAUCAUGUCCGUGGUAGGCGACCUGUCGCUGGGGGCGCGCAAUCACAACUUCAAGUCGCAGACAUUCAAGAUCCCCACCAACUGCGACCUUUGCGGUGAGCGCAUCUGGGGUCUAUCAGCCAAGGGCUUCGACUGCCGCGACUGUGGUUAUACGUGCCACAGCAAGUGCGAGAUGAAGGUGCCGGCAGAAUGUCCGGGCGAGCAGACCAAGGAGGAGAAGAAGAAGCUUAAAGCAGAGCGACAGGAGCUGGCCAACUCGACCCCGACUCUAGACUUGGAGCCGUCGUCAUCCAGCGGCCCAACGGGGGCGCCCUCGCUCACGCGCAAAGACACCAUGAACUCGCUCAGUUCCGGUUACGCCGUCAGUGCCAACCGCUCCUUAUCCACCGCCACCAGUCUCUCCCCGUCCACUGCCGAGUUACCUGCCUCGACCCCAACACCACCGGCCACAGAAACCAAACCCGCUGCCGCAGCUGCCUCCAAGCGGAAUCGCGUUCUUGCCCCGCCGCCGGCGCAAUACAUCAACAGUCCUCCAUCCACCCCAACCCUCAGUUCCAGACCGGCUUCUUCCGAACCCCGCGGGAAGAUGCUGUAUCCGUAUCAAGCACAGGGAGAUGACGAAGCCACCGUCCAGGAAGGGGACGAUAUCGUCAUUCUAGAGCCCGAUGACGGAUCAGGCUGGCUUCGUGUCCGAACCCCCGCAACCGGAAACGAGGGCCUCGUCCCAGCCUCCUACGUCGAAGUCCUCCCCAUGGAACGCCCAGCAUCAACCUACUCAACCAACUCCUCGGCCUCGGCCUCGACCUCUACCUUGCCCGUCGGGGCCGGAGCAGGGGGCAGCAAACGCAUCGGCCCUGCCGUGGCCCCGCGGCGCGGCGCCAAGAAACUGGCCUACGUGGAAGCGUUGUACGACUACGAGGCCCGCAGCGACAUGGAAUGGAGUAUGAGCGAGGGGGAUCGGUUCGUGCUGGUGAAUCGGGAUAGUGGGGACGGGUGGGCGGAUGUGGAGCGGGGAGGUGUGACGAAGAGCGUGCCGGCGAACUAUAUUCAGGAUGUUUAGACGGUUGGUGAAAAAGGGUUUUGGGAUUCCCGGUGCAGAAAGUCUACGGGGAAGGAAUUUGGGAGGUCGCAUGUGGCUUUAGGGCACCAGAUAAAGCUCAUGGAUAGGUAGCAGUCGAUUGGGUUAGUUAAGAGAGGUGCAGUACAGUACAUAUACCACAAUACAUACGUUGCUCCUUGCUG
Molecule: messenger RNA, 2672 nt
Organism: Aspergillus uvarum CBS 121591
Lineage: Eukaryota; Fungi; Ascomycota; Eurotiomycetes; Eurotiales; Aspergillaceae
Product: putative actin polymerization protein Bzz1
Exons: 6
Coding region: 253-2490 (745 amino acids)
Biological process (GO): regulation of actin filament polymerization
Molecular function (GO): protein binding
Source: RefSeq, a predicted model, not a curated record